AUGAAAAAAAAUAACAAUAAACUUUUAGAGUAUAAUGAACAAAAAGGAAGAGCAAAGGAUUAACUAAUCUAAAUUUUAUAGGAUUUUGAUAAAGAAUCGAAAUCUGAAUCUGAAUAAGAAAUCAUGAUAGAAAUCUUAAAUGAUUACGAUAAAGAAAAACUUGAAAAAAUCAUAAAAAAACUUGGAAUUUGGUCUUGUUCUAUAGAUGGUAAAUUAUGAUAUAUAUUCAAGAACAAUUUAUUGAUGAUUUGCUCUAAUAAUCUUAAAUAUCAUUUGAUAUUUUUGUCUAUAUGAUUUUGAUUUCAGAUGGUUAUUUCUGUCCUCUCUCUCCUAUAACUACUUCGAGUUUGAUUUCUUCUUUUCAUUGUGGAUUGUUGUAAAAUUAUUUUUGUUGCGUAACCCCAGAAAACUAUCAUAUAUAUUUCGAAGUAGCCUUAGAAAAAAAACCUAUUUAGAAAAAAAAUGAAGUAAAACAAAUAAUAGAAUAUUUAAGUUUUUAGGUUUUUAAACAAUACAUAGAAUUCACUUCAUAGCUUUAAGAUUUGAUAAAAGAUUUGAGAAUGUAUAAAUGAGACUCUUUAAUUAUCAUUCUAUUUAAAAGUUGAAUCCUUAUAGAUAGAAUUUUGGAUAAUUAACUUUUGAUUCUAGUAAUCUAAUGUUUUUAUUUAUUAUUAGUAACUUCGAUUAAAAAAAAAUAAAAAUAUUUUUGUAUAGAAAAAACAUUAUUUAAUUGGAAUGAAGUUGAAGAAUGGGGUGAAUGUUAAUUUAGAAUAGGAUUAAAAGAUUAAUAAUGUAUUAGAUGGAUAUCUACUGGGAUAUAGACUAAAUAAUUAAACGAAGAUUAAUUAAAAUAAUAUUAUUAUCAUUAAGAAUUCAAUAAAUGGGUUACAAAUGAAGAAGUUGAGUUUUAGAAAAAGUAUAAGUUGAUGUAAGAUUUAUCUAAAUAAAAUAAACAUAUAUUAAAUUAAUAUGCUGACUUUGAGUCAGGAGCCUUGAUAAUUGAUAUAAUGUAGAAAUUACCUGAUUUCAAAAUAUUAAUAACAUAAUAAGAAAGAUCAGUUAUAGCUUCAAAAUAAAAUUCUAUAAUUAUAGGAAGAAGUGGGACAGGAAAAACAACAUGUACAGUUUUAAGAUUGUUUGCAGUUUAGACAUUAUUUAAAAUUAGAUAGAAAUUAUUUAACUAAGAAAAUGAAAAGCUUCUGUUUAAUUAUUAAGAUAUAAAAAAUAAGGUUGGAUUACAUUGUAUUUUCACUACUUAGAAUCAUGUAUUAAUAGGAGAGGUAAGAAAGUAUUACAAAAAAUUAUUAUAACAUAUUUAAGAUUCUAUUAAAAGGAAUUAAGAGAAACAAUAAGAUAAAUAAUAAAAUAUUCCAUAAAGUUUAGAUCAAAGCUUGUAAAAAUAUAUUAAUUAAAUUAGCAUAUCAUAAUCAUUUUAAAUUUGUGAUGAAAUUAAUGAAAGUUCUAUAAGUAUGAUACUUUAAGAAGAAUCUUUUUUAUGUCCAAAUUUUGAUAAUGAAGAAUAAGAAAAUGAUGAAGAUGAUUAAUUAGAGGAUAUUGAUUAACUAGGUUCUUUGAAUUAAAUGACUGAUGAUAAAUUUCCAGCAUUUUUAAGUCUUAAAAAACUUAUUUUAUUAAUUGAUUCUUCAUUAGAUCAUCCAUAUUUUGAUUAAGAAAGAUUUAAAAAGAAUGGUUCUAAAUUAUAAAAAGCUGGAUGGAACACAGGUAAAACAAUAAAAAUUACUUAAAAAUUAAAGACAAAUAAAAAUAUUAAUGUGAUAGAAAUAGAUGAAAAUGCAAAAUUUGAAGAAUAAGAGUUUAAAAUGUUAAAUUAAUAAGAAAUUAAAGAAAAAUUAGAUGAAUCUAAGCUUCUUUUAAAAUAAUAGGAAUAGAAAACAUAAUAAAAUUAAAAAUAACAUUAAUAAGAAUCUAAUAUAUAAGUUACAGAAGUUGAUUACGAUUAUUUUUUAAAAAGAUUUUGGCCUACUUUAAAAAAGAAUAGUUAAAAAUAUGGUUGUGAUGAAAGAUCAUUCCCAACAUUAAUUUGGACAUAAAUAUUUUCUUAUAUAAAAGGAUCAUAAUUUUCAUAUUCUUAUCCUUAAAAAUAUUUACCUAAAUCUAUUUAUGCUGAGUUAAAUCCAUCAAAUCUACCUUAAGAGACAAUUAAUCAUAUUUAUGAAUGCUUUUUAGAAUAUGAAAAAUGGAAAUUCUCUUGUGGAAUAUUUGAUAUUAUGGAUUUAGUCAAUUAUAUAAUAUGUGAAUUAGAAAAAGGAGAAUAUAAAACUGUACCUAUUCAUUAUUUAUUUGUGGAUGAAAUUUAAGAUUUACCUCAUGCUAUGAUAACUUUAUUCACAAAAUUAAUUGAAUAAGGUUAUUAGUUUUGUGGAGAUACAGCAUAAAAUAUUGUUAAAGGAGUAGGAUUUAGAUUUUAGGAUCUUAAAAAUCUGUUUAAAAAUAUAGAAAAUCCAUAACUUACUUAAUUAGAAUAAUUUUAAUUAACUAUUAAUUUCAGAUCUCAUAAUAAUAUUCUAUAAUUAGCAAAUAGUAUAGUAAAUUUAAUUGAAUUAUUCUUUCCUAAGGCUAUUGAUAGAUUGAAUAAAGAAAUUUCAGAUUUAAAGGGGCCUAUGCCGAUGAUUAUUUAAAGUAAUAAUAUAGAUGAACUAUUUAAUUUUUUAACAGGAGAUAUAAAUCCAGAUAAAGGUUAAAAAGCUGUUCCUAUUGAAUUCGGUUGUAAUUAAGUUGUUUUAGUUAAAGACUCAGAAGCUAGAGAUAAUAUUCCAUCUGUUUUAGCUCAUGCAUUAAUUUUAACUAUUUAUGAAUCAAAAGGACUUGAAUUUGAGGAUGUUAUACUAUUUAAUUUUUUUACUGAUAAUACAAUUUUAUAAUCUUAAUGGGAUUUAUUUAAUUAAUUAUUAAUUGAUGAAAUAGAAGUAGACAGAGAUGAAUAUAAUUUUAAAUUAACAAGUAUUUAAUAUUAUUUAUUUAGGACAUGAUUAAUAAAAUACAAGUACAGAAGAUUAUUUAGAUAGUAAUGUAUCAUUUAGUACAUAAAAUGAAUAAGGUAAUGUACUUGUUAAAAAAUUAAGAUUAAAACCAAGCAUUAAGGCAUUAGAUCUAAAUAAUUAUAAUGCCUUAUGUAAUGAGUUAAAAUAUUUAUAUGUAGCUUCUACUAGAGCAAAAAAUAGAUUAAUUUUAUUUGAUUAGCAACCAGAAAAAAGAUGUAAAAUUUAAGAGCUCUGGAAAUAAUUAAAUUUAAUUUCUAUUUUAGAUGAUUCUUAUUUUUAAAAUGCAAAGGAGAUUAAUAAAAUUAUAACUCAAAAUACAAAAGAAGAAUGGUUUGCAACCGGUAUGAAAAUGUUUGCAAAUAAAUAUUAUGAUCAAGCCAUUAAAUGUUUUUAAAUGGCUGGAAAUUAAUAACUAUUGAUUAAAUCAUAAGCAUAUGCAUUUGCAGUUAAAGCAGAAAAAUAUUUAUUAUAAAGUUAAAACUAUGCUGAAUUAAGUGAAGAUACUCAUUUACCAAACAAUUUAAGAAGAUAAUAUAAAGAAAAACAUGAAAAUUCUAAAUUAUAAAUUUUAAAUAAUUUUAAUCAAGCAGGUUAAAAAUUUCUAGAAUGUAAUAAUAAAAAAAAUGCAGCAGCUUGCUUUUUCUCAGGACAAUAAUUUUAAUCUUCAUUAAUUUACUACUUACAAACCAAAUGUUGGGAAGAAGCAGCAGAAGUAAGUAUUAAAUUAAAAUAUUAUCAUAUUGCUGGAUUAUUAUGGUUAAAGUCAAAUAAAAUUGAUUAAAGUAUUGAAGCAUUUCAUUCAUUCAAAAAUAAUUUAAUAACAUUACAUUUACUUUAUUAAUUCAAGUAUUAAAUAAGUGAUGAUCUUUAAAAAUUAUGGGAAAUUUUAUUACCCUAAGUACUAUAAGAAUGUUGGCUACAUUAUAAUAAGAAUAAAUAAUAAAUUUUUAUAUAAAAAAAUAAUGAUUCCAGGAUUGAAAAUUAAAAUUAUACGAGCAAAAAAUUAGAUUUUUCGAUUUUGGAAAACCAUACUGAUUUUCAAAAUGAAUUUUUAUAAGAAUUGCUAAUUAUCGAUGAAUCAUCAUAAAAUUUAGAAACUUAAUAGGAAAUGUACGAAACGCUUUUUAAUUAUAUUAAUAAUUUUUUAGAUGAGAUAUUAUUAGUCCUUUCAAAGGUAUUUUUCAAUUAUCCAUUAUAAAUAAUGAAAGAAAGCAUGAUGAUGUAAGGCGAAGAAUUUCAUCAAAAUUAGAUAGCAUUUAUAUAAAAUGUUUUAGAAUAUUUUGAUAUUCAGGAUUUGUAACUUUUUAUGCUUGAUAUCACAAAUUCAAAUGAUAAGGAUAAUUAUUUUAUUUCUUGCCUUUAUUAUAUUUCGCCAUUGUAUUAACCAUGCUUUUCCUUAAAUUAUUUAUUCUAAAAUUAUUUAUUCUUAAAUAAUUCGAAAUUACAUAACGCUGAUUCAAGUAAAAUAUAAACUUUUCAUAAAACAACUUUAAAGAAAUCAGAGUAGAAAUUAUCUACUUUUAGCUUCUCCUAAAAUAGGCUAUUAAUGAGCUAUUCAUUAUGUUAAUUGGGAUUAUAUGAAAUAGUAAUAUAAUGUUAUGAGAAAAAAAUUAAUGAUUUACAAUCAAUAUAAUAAUAAUCAAUGACUUAAACCAAAACUAAAGUCUUUAUAUAUAAUUUGAAAAACAUUUUCCAACUUUUCUAACAACAUGAAAAUUUAUUAUCUAACAUUAAUUUUUAAUUUGAUUUCCUUUAGAGUCCUGAAAAUUAUAUCUAAGCCAUAUUAGGAUACUAUUAUUAUUAUAAAUAAGAUCUUAAAAAACUUAAACUAAUUUAAAUAGAUUAAACCUUCUAAUUUAUUAUUGAUAGAUUAUAAGUAUAUUAAAUUAAAAUUAAAAAUAAUAAAGAUACUGAUUUCUAAAAAUAUUUACAAUCAAUUAUAAGACAUAGCAAUGAUUAGAUUAAUAAAACUAUUAUUUUAUCCUUUAUUGCUUAUUAAGAUGAUAAAAUUAUGAGUUUCCUUAAUGAUUUAAAUUAUUUGGAUUAUUAAUAUUUUUUGAUUGAAAUCUAAAAAGUUGUAGAUUUAUUUAAAUAUAAUCGGUAAACAAACAUAUAGAAGGAAACAUUUUAGAGUAUAUGUGCAAUUUAUUAACUGUCAUUACCAAUAACAAAAGAUUUCUAAUUCUUAGGAUAAUCAUACAUAAUUGUCAAUAAAUCUUCUUUGAUAUUUUCAACUUUAGCCAAUAAUUAUAAGUAAUAAUAAUUUCAGGCUUUUUAAUUUGACAUAAAGGGAGAAUUUUUUUUAUUUUCCUCAUACUUUGUAGUAAAAACUAUACAAAAAAUAUAUAAGGAUUUUUUAAAGAGUUAUGUACACAAAUAUUGUAAGAGAAAAACUGCAUCAAACAAUAAUGUCCCUUUUUUAAUAUAAAUUUAUUCUUUUUGUGCUAUUAAGACUGAAAAUAAAGAGAAUAAAAUAGUAAAUAAAUAUUUAGAUUAAACUAUUGCUGAUUAUAAUCUGUUAAACUGCUUAGAGUAUUAAUUAUAAGAUUAAAUAUUCAAUAUUUGGUAUCAAAUACCAAAAAUUGAAAAUAAUUUAAAUAGACUAAUGUAUGAGAGAUUAACAAAUAAAUGUUUUGCAAAAGUUCUGACUGAUCAAAAUAAAGAAGAAUUGCACAUUCAUUUAUUAACAGGUAUUCAUGCACUAAAUAUUGCUUAUUAUUAUGAUGUAUCUUUAAAUUUUAUAUAAAGUCUCAUUAAAGCAAGAAGGAUAUUAGAAUAAAGGCAUAGAAUACAUUAUAAUGAAGUUGCUUAAUUAAACCCUUUUUUGACUUAAAAACAACUUUAAGGUUAUGAGAGCUAUAUUUAUUAUUUAUUACAUAAUCAAAUUUGUAUGUCAAUGAAAAAUAUCACCAGAUAUUUAGAAUAUCAUACAUUACUAUCUUCUAUUAGUUUUUCAGAAUAAAUAUAUCGAGAUUUAACAUUCUGUACAUUAAUUUAUAUUAUUUGCAAAAGAUCUCAUCAAGAAUUUACAAAGUAAUUAGAUAAAUUGGAAAAGGAUGCAAAGGAAACAAAGGAAGCAAACUGGUAUCAAGAUUAAUCGUCAUUAUAAUUAGAAUAAUAAAUAAUACUUGAAAUUACAGAAUUUAGAAACUUUAGAGAUUUUAAGAAAUAAAAUAUGAACUUAAUUUUACCACAAAAGGCUAUUACAUUCUUAAAAACGCUUGAGUGCUAAAAGGUGUAGAUAGAUGAAUAAUUUGAUGACUCAUCUGUUCAGAAAUUCCUAAAUUUAUUAAUAGAAUUAUUUAAAACUGGAGAUGAAAAACCUUUAUUUUUAUUAGCUUCAAUAGUAUUUAAUGUAGAAUAAAUUAAUAUUGAAAUUCGAAUGGCUUUGGAAGCUGCGUUAAUAGAAUAAAUUUCAGAAAAACGAAGAGAAAUUAUUGAGGAUAUUCUAGAAAUAGCAAGUGAAGAUUUUGAAAAGAGACACAAUUAUUUGUAAUAGAUGAUUAAUAAAAAAUAAAAUAUUUUUUCAAGAUUUAGAAAUAUAGAGAUCAAUUAUUCAAAUAUAUCAAUGAAAAAUUUUAAUAAUUUUUAUGAAAACGCACUCAAAGAUAAAUUACGAACAGGGUAGAUUAAUAAAGAUAUUAAUUAUGAGCUUUUUUAAUAAGAGAAAAAGAAAUUCAAAAGUUUGUAUGUUGGAAUGAGGUUUACUACUUAUAGACCACUUAUUAAAAAUGGAAUAAGUUUUAAUGAUUCUUUAUUGGUAGCAGGAGGAUCCUCAAAAAUUUAUGAUUCAGUAAAUAUUUUAAGAAGGUAUUAAUUAUAGAUAAUCAUAGUAAAUUAAUUGAAAUUUUGUUUACAAAAUAAUUAUAGAAACCUGUAAAUUUUAAUUCAAUUAGGGAACAAUUAAGCAAACUUGCAAAAUUAGAAGCAGAAUUAGAUCAAGAAUUUGUUGGAACAUAGUUCUCUAGAAGUGGAUUUAGAAUAUAGAGUGGAUAAUUUGAAUAUGAUCUAGAAGAAUUUGAUGAUAAAAUAGAUAAUUGGAUUUAAGAGAAUAGCUAACUAUCUAAUAAAUUCGAAACUAUUGAAACUCAAAUAAACAAGAAUGUUCAAAAAUAAACAGUUGCUAUGUGUUUAAUUUAACAGCGUUGUUAUUAGAAACAUUGA
Molecule: messenger RNA, 7166 nt
Organism: Paramecium sonneborni
Lineage: Eukaryota; Ciliophora; Oligohymenophorea; Peniculida; Parameciidae
Source: the annotation of a GenBank genome assembly